This is a messenger RNA of Daphnia pulicaria, 513 nucleotides long. RefSeq lists its product as uncharacterized. Bases 17 to 343 code for a protein of 108 amino acids. The transcript is spliced from 3 exons. The record is from RefSeq and is a predicted model, not a curated record. Lineage: Eukaryota; Metazoa; Arthropoda; Branchiopoda; Diplostraca; Daphniidae.
UUACGGUUUUUUCAUCAUGAACAUUUCAGUGUGUUUUUUAGAAAAGAGCACGCAGUUUCUUUAUGGAAUCGUGCUGUCCUGGCACGGUCGCACGGAGAUUCUUGUGCCAAUGCUGACCUUUGUCCAUGACGGAAGAGGUACUUCCACCAACAUCCUUAUCUUCGCAACGCACGCUCAUCUAGCUUCACUUCUUCUAAACACAAUUUGUUGUACUUCACUGGCGACUUGGCGAGUUUCUGGACCACUUCAUGAUCGCUUCCGUCCGCUGUUACACACCUGCAGUCACUCACCACGGGAUUAUGCCCAGAGAAGACGUCGAGAAGAUGGAUUUUCUCAUCUUUAACAAUUGUCACCGGAUUCCGUCGGAUGUUGCCCCUGCUCCUGGUGAGAACGAAACUCGGUGGAAUCGCGACCGACACCGAGACUUGUCAGCAACGUGGAUCAUCGUAUUGUUGGUAUUAUUGCGUUUGUGUUAGUGUUAGUUAACCGGUUGGCUGCCACGCCUUUGUUCUC